Messenger RNA from Prorocentrum cordatum, 1764 nucleotides. NCBI's taxonomy places the organism in Eukaryota, Dinophyceae, Prorocentrales, Prorocentraceae. The record is from the annotation of a GenBank genome assembly.
AUGACCACCCCAACACCGAUCUGUUCCCAGACUUUGAUGAUUCACAACUUUUUCAAGUACCUGCGCAGCAAAGGGCUGCGCACGUAUUUCAACGAUCACCCGUUUCCCGUCGCCGGCCGUGGUGCUGGAGGGCUGCAAACAUCACCAGAGGAGGUGGCGUUCCGAUGGAAGGGCCUGACGGACUGGAUGGCUCGCGGCCUCACUUUCUGGUGGUUCGACCCCAACUGGGGGAUAUCGAUCCCCCCUCCCCUCACGAAUCAAUCCGGUACCGCGGGCAACUGGAAUCGUGGGCUCGGCAACGCCGCCUGGGGGUCCCACGUCUACUACUCCGUCGUGGAGCGCUUCCGCUCCGAGCUGGCCGGGGCGGGCCGCGGCCGCGGGCUCGCGCUCUCCAAGUUCGCCCGGGACGACGCGCGGCCCGGCGUGGGCCCCAAGGGCUCGGGCCGACCCCCCGAGAGCCCCGCGCAGCACCGGUACCCCGUGUGGUGGACGGGCGACGGCGUGAGCAUGCAGGCCAGCGUCGAGUCGAUGGUGGACUGCGGCGUCCACGACUUCAAGCCGUUCGUGCACUCCGACUGCGGCGGGGACUACCGCGGCUCGGGCGGCGACCUGCUGCGGUGGACGGCGCACUGCGCCCUCGGGACGAUCCUGCGCUACCACGGCGCGGACCACAGGCCGUGGACGUACAGCGCGGAGGUGGAGGACGUGGUCAGGGCGUACAUCAACAUGCGCUACAAGCUUCUACCGAUGCUCAUCGCCGCGGGCCGCGAGGCGACCCGGAGCGGCUUCCCGCUGGCAGCGCGCGGUGACCUGUACUGGCCCGAGCAGGCAAGCAGCAGGAGGAAUGACCAGUACAUCUUCCUGCAGGACCUGCUCGUGGCCCCCAUCACGAGCAGCGACGCGAACAUUACCGGCAGACAGGUCUGGAUCCCGCCAGGCGGCUGGCAGGAUGUGUGGUCGGGGGAGGUUCUCCAGGGCCCCGCGGAGAUUAACACUUCGCAGCCGUACGAACGCCAGCCCAUGUAUUACCGGCGCGACGGUGGCAUCUUUGUCACCUCGGAGGAUGUGGCAAAGCGGGUCGGAGACCAGAAAUGGGACGCACUCGUUUUAGACGUGUUCCCUGCAGAGUCAGAGCUUGAUACGAGCCGAUUUAUCUACGAGCGGCUCCAUGACUCCAUCACCGCAGUCUUGUUGGCCACCAACGGCUGGGGACAAGUCGAGGUGAAGGUUAGAGCGCGUGUUGCUCGCAGGUGGACUGUGCGAGUCCAUCUUCGCCCUGGCCAGUCCAUCGAGAGAGCGUUUGUGGAUGGCCACGCGAGCGACAAGGUCACAUUCAUCGAGCCUCUCGAUUCCGACCCAGGCGCCCUUGGGUAUUUCCCGUUUGGUUCUUCCAGCGACCCACCAGCACCAAUGGCGGGACCGGUAGCAGCCUUCCACUUGGGCAGAACACCCAUAGCGCAGCAGGCAGGUAGUGCCGCGCAGUCCAAUAUUGAGUACGAGGUCGCAUUGGUUUGUUGUGUAAAGCAGCCUGGGAGCUUGGUUCCAGGCUGUUUGGUCCAAGGCUGGUCCAGCAGUUUUUUCAUUGUACUAGUUGUCUCCGUCGCUCUGGCAAGCGGCUUAUUUGCGAUUUUCAGGAGCGUCGUACGUGCCCGUGCGGGUUACCGUCCUGCUUAUGAGCCAGGUGAGCAGCAAUUAUUGCAGGAUCGGAGCAAAAAACGCCCCGAUAGAGCACCCCCUGCAAAGCCCUUCCCCCCAGCCCGUUGA